GUUGUCUCUGACAACACUCCAGACAGCACUUUAGAGAAAACAGUAGUCCAAUGGCAGCAGACAGGCCUUUUUAGGGAUCACCACUUACAGAGUCUUACCAAGACACCCAGUAGCUUUAUUUUGUUUGGGAUGAAGCCUCUAUCAGAGCCGUAUUUCAGUCUACCUGAUUCAGCUGCUGCUUGUAUGAUGCAUGUUGGAUGAAUCUCUUACUCUGCUCCUCGGCUAAGAGAAAGCUCUCCAUCUCGAUCUGAGGAACAAACUUGGAUUGUGUGCGUGGCUCCAGCACAACCACUGGUGAAUGCGCACGCAGUGUCCCAGGAGCCGCUCUGUGGUGCAGGUGGAGAGGGGAGGUGGGCGGAGGCCCGGGGCGUCAGCUCACGCAGGGUUGUAGAGGAGGAUUGGAGUACUGGACAUCGCUUACAUGGAGGGCCAUGUCUAUGAGCACUUUGCCAAUGGCAAGCACGACAGCUACCAGAUCGACUACCGCCUCUUUGUGGGCGACACAGAGCCAGCCAGAUUGCAGCUGUCGCCUCGCGACCCUGAGCACCAGGGGCCAUUUGGCCACAACACAUCUCAUGGGCAUGAGACUGCAGCUCAGCGCUACAGCGCCACGCGCAUCCAGGCUGGCUACGAACCAGAGAGUGAUUUUCUGAUCCUGCCUGGCUUCAUUGACUUUACCUCAGAUGAAGUGGAUCUGACCUCUGCUCUGACCCGGAAGAUAACCCUGAAGACGCCGCUUAUUUCCUCUCCCAUGGAUACUGUGACUGAAUCCUCCAUGGCCAUCGCUAUGGCUCUCAUGGGCGGUAUUGGGAUCAUCCAUCACAAUUGCACCCCAGAGUUCCAAGCAAAUGAAGUCCGGAAAGUUAAGAAAUUCGAGCAGGGCUUCAUCACGGAUCCGGUGGUGAUGAGUCCACAGCACACGGUCGGAGAUGUGUUUGAGGCCAAGGUGCGACACGGCUUCUCUGGAAUCCCUGUCACCGAAACCGGCAAGAUGGGCAGCAAGCUUGUGGGAAUCGUGACGUCACGAGACAUUGACUUCCUCUCAGAGAAGGACUAUGACCGGCUGUUGGAGGAGGCAAUGACAAAGAGGGAAGAUUUAGUGGUUGCACCAGCAGGUGUUACACUCAAAGAGGCCAAUGACAUCCUGCAGCGCAGCAAAAAAGGUAAACUGCCCAUUGUGAACGACAGUGAUGAGCUGGUGGCUAUAAUUGCUCGCACUGAUCUGAAGAAGAACAGAGACUACCCUCUGGCCUCUAAAGACUCCCGCAAACAGCUGCUGUGUGGCGCUGCCAUCGGGACCCGUGAGGAUGACAAGUACCGGCUGGACCUGCUCGUGCAGGCAGGAGUGGACGUGGUGGUGCUGGACUCAUCUCAGGGAAACUCAGUGUUUCAGAUCAGCAUGAUUAACUACAUUAAACAGAAGUAUCCUGAGCUCCAGGUGGUGGGGGGGAAUGUAGUGACAGCUGCUCAGACGAAGAAUUUGAUUGAUGCUGGUGUGGAUGCUCUUAGAGUGGGGAUGGGUUGUGGCUCCAUCUGCAUCACACAGGAAGUGAUGGCAUGUGGGAGACCCCAGGGCACCUCGGUGUAUAAGGUCGCGGAGUAUGCCCGUCGUUUCGGAGUGCCCGUCAUUGCUGAUGGUGGCAUUCAGACAGUGGGCCAUGUCGUAAAGGCUCUCGCUCUGGGAGCGUCCACGGUGAUGAUGGGCUCCCUGCUGGCUGCCACCACCGAAGCCCCUGGUGAGUACUUCUUCUCAGAUGGUGUGCGGCUCAAGAAGUACCGUGGCAUGGGUUCCUUGGAUGCCAUGGAAAAGAACAGCGGCAGCCAGAAGCGCUACUUCAGUGAGGGCGAUAAGGUGAAGGUAGCUCAGGGAGUGUCUGGCUCCGUUCAGGACAAAGGCUCCAUCCAUAAGUUUGUCCCAUACCUCAUUGCUGGAAUUCAACAUGGCUGCCAGGAUAUUGGUGCGAAGAGCCUGUCCAUCCUGCGCUCUAUGAUGUACUCUGGAGAGCUGAAGUUUGAGAAGAGGACCAUGUCUGCUCAGGUGGAGGGGGGUGUUCAUGACCUGCACUCUUAUGAGAAGCGACUAUACUGAGAGUGGCAACAGAAGCCAAGCAAGAGUGCUCCCAAAUGUUCUGACCCCAGCUGUGACCAAUUAAAAACAUCAUCACGUGCUCCCUCGAACACUCCUCUCCUCCUUCCCAACAGUGACCCUCCUCCGAGGAAAGGCUGAUGUGCUGUUGCUCUUCAGGUAGGACCUGCAGUGAAGUCCAACUGCCCUAACACAGAAUGUACUGUGCACUUCCUGCUUCUGCUGUGUGAAACUGUAUUUAGCUGUUUUCUCUGUGUAUGACAAUCCUCCAAUGUCCUUUGUGGGUGGUAAUCCUAAUUUAAAUUACCAAGAUGUUUACGUGACACAAUAUGUGAUAUUACCCUCCAUACCGUUGGAUACACUGUAACCAAAUGUCUUGUAGAACACCUUAUCUGUGGGGUCAUUAGCAAUAAGCUCUAAUACUGUGACCUGGUGGCACUAAGAGGUGGCAUCCUGAACACAGUGAGAUUUAUGGCAGUGGGAACUCUCCUGAAGCAGGGCAGGUGGGCUGCUGAGACGCUUCAGCUUGCCAGCUACGGGGCCAGAACCUUAGCCUUAAUAUCAGGGAUUCUUUCCACCUGCAUGCCUUACAAGUUAAAGCAGAGCGUGGUAUUAACACUACACUACACUACAUGGAUGCUCUCUGAUGUCAUUUUAGCAUUUUGUUCAAACAUUGUGGUCAGUACACAUACAGCCUUGAUCAAUAGAAAUACUGAUACUAUCUUAAGAUGUAAUGUGUCAAGCGCAACAUUACCGCUACUGCUGCAAUUUAUUCAUUAGUGAUGGAAACCAGUAGCUUUCUUGUUGUUAGCUUUCAUUAAACUUUUCAGUGAAUUUGACCUGAGUAGAGCAUCACCUGGCUUGCUUAUGGGGAGCAUUGUGGCAUAAUGCUGUAAUGCUCUUACACUGGUUGCAGGCCACAUGACCUUUUCUGGGAGAGCACCCUUGCCUAUUUAUUUGGUUAAUGCAGUGAAGUAAACAGGGUUAGUUAAAAUGAACUGAAAUGGAGUAAAAAUGAAGAUGUUUGUUUUGUAUACUUGCUAACAGUAAUAGCAAGAAUGCUACUUUGCAGAGAAUGUGUAUGCCAUAGUGAAUAUUAGACUCAUUAUUUAACAGCAAAAAUAUAAUGUAUGGAUAUGGCUCUUUUAUUGGUGUUGAUAUGAGUGACUAUUCUUUUGCUAUUGCUUGAAUCAUUUUUUGAGCUCAGUGGAAUGUAUACCGUGGGUUUACAGUGGGUUUACUAGCCAUAUUUUUCCCAGAAUUUGUACAAAGUCUUUUGGACAAGAGAAACUGGUAAAAGAAAUCUAUUUUAUUAUAGUGCUUUAUUUUGUUUAAUGUUCAUGCAUCCUUGAUAAUAUUCUUCUGUAAAGGAGGUUAUUGCAGAGAAAAACUAAAGAUUUCAUUUAGAAUUUCUUCAGGUGAAAGAAUAGUUAUUGGCCUGCUGUUUUAGCAGAGGGCACACAAUGGUCUCUAAGCAUCUCAAAUAAUUAAAUCUCUGUGCUCUGGCUACGUAAAGUGCAGAUAAAGCUAAAGACUGACAUUUUAGUGUGUAUAAUCAGGGAUAAUGAAGACUGUUAUGACUUAUCUGUAUGUCAGGCUUUGGCUGCUCAUGUUCUGCACGAUUACUUCCUACUUAUCCUGAUACACAGAAUUAAAUCCCAAUAAAUUUGUGCAUGCAAUCAUCUGGUGCAAUAGAUUUGCAUUAAUAAAGAUGGUUAUGAUAUAAAAGUCA
Messenger RNA from Electrophorus electricus (electric eel), 3818 nucleotides. Lineage: Eukaryota; Metazoa; Chordata; Actinopteri; Gymnotiformes; Gymnotidae. The record is from RefSeq and is a predicted model, not a curated record.